Molecule: messenger RNA, 9675 nt
Organism: Symbiodinium sp. CCMP2592
Lineage: Eukaryota; Dinophyceae; Suessiales; Symbiodiniaceae
Source: the annotation of a GenBank genome assembly
AUGGGCGGCCAGGUCUCUGCACUUGCUCGGCGCCUCGAGGCGAUCAUGGGCGCAGGUGCUGCGCCUCGCACAGCUUUGGCGCCGGCAUGCACCGGAGGCCCUGAGCCACCUUUACCUCCGGGUGUGCUGGGCCUAGAACUCUACGAGCUUCUCGAGGCCUCCUCCUCCAUGGGCCCCGAGCAGGUGGUUGCAUGGCAGCGCUGGGUUCAGUUGCCGGCCAAGGGCGCUCCGGCGGCAGAUGCGAUCCCUUGGCAGAAGCUGGCAACCAGGAGUGCUCUGCUGCUGGCAGAGGCGGCCGCGGAGGCAGUGGACCCGGCAACUGCUGAGCUCCCUUCCAUGCGGACGGCAGCUGCGGGUGAAGCGCCGCCUUGGCUCUUACACCUUUGUCGCAACCUGGAGGCCUUGGAUGCCGUGCUCUCGACCCUGGGCUCCCUCCAGGCGGCGAGCUUAGCCGAGGAGGUGCUCCCGAAGCUGGAUAGCGUGUGGGACGUGCUGCGCCGCCACGCCAAGACAUCGCUGCUGAAACCGGUAGUGCCGGAGAGCCGAACUACGACCCUCCGUGACGAGCGCCUGGCCGCUGGAGAUGUGUCGCGCCCAGCGCCGCGGGCUGCCACGCCGGUGCUCUGCGAGGAAGCACUGCGGCUGCCGCUGCAGAUCUUGGCGCGAUGCUCGGAAACUGGCCCCGAGGCCCUUGGCGCCCAAGAACUCUGGGACUUGGCAAACGGCGACCUUGGCUUGGUAGCCUGCAGUGCCGUAGCGGCCAUGCGCGCGCCAGGACUUCGUGCAUCCGUGCGCUUGAAGAGAAGCCUCUGGCGGUCGCUGAAGGAGUUGGCCAGUAGCCAUUAUUUCUCAAGCAGCCUUUCCGUCUCCAAGGAGAAGAGCUCCGAGAUGAGUUUAGGGGACCUGGUGUCCGAACACCCACCCUUUGCACAUGCCAUGGCUUCCUGCCUAAUACAGGCGGAUGCCCUGGAGGUUUGCUGUGACGCUGCAGGGAGCACUGCAGAGGCGGAAGAUCGGCUGAUGGCUGUCUCGGCCUGCAUGGAGCUUCUUCACAGCCUCUGCGCCGGCCCCAACUCCUGGGGCGCCUCGAAGCUCCUGGGUCGUCGCAUCACCGUGCUGUGGCCGCGAUUUGGCUACCGCGUUCUCGCGCCCCAGCUACGGCGGCUGCUGCAGGCCUCGGAGUCGGGAGGCUCGGGAGCCCGGGCCGCGCGCGAGCUCCGCCGGGAUCUCCGGACCAUGGCGUGGCUUCUCUACCACGCCCCGGAGCUUGGCCCCUUUGCGCGGCCACUCGCAGCCGAGGUUGCCGCCCGUUGCGCCCAGAGCAGCGCUGCUCCGGAGACCCUGGCCAUUGCUGUGGCCUGUGCGGCCAAUGCCGGUGCUCUCAACGUGGCGGAGGCUGCCCACAAAGAGACGACGCUGCUUGAGACCCUCGGGAACCUGGAACAGGCGACGAAGUCGGCCGUGCAGCUCUGUCUCUAUGAGGAGUCGGAAGAGCGCCUAUGGAUCGUCAGGGAAGCCUGGCCAGUGGUGGAAUCGCUAGGUUUGUGGCCGGCGAGCGAGGAGACUGCUCGCAGAGAAGCAGACAUUGCGGCGAUCGCGAAGUUGCAGCCGGACGACGGCGCGGGGUUCAGUGCGAUCCUUCCAGGCGGCGUGGACGAGGAGAUGGGCGUGGAGCUGGCGAAGGCCGAGCUUCCCGAAGCCGAGGCCAUGCCAGUCGAAGCUGUUGCCGAAGCAGAAGAAGUCUGUGUGGCCGACGCCCCCUCCAAGGAGGAAGAAGCGAGGAUGUCCCUUCAGCCUUCGUCUAUAGGCGAAGGGAGCUACCCAGGGCUCAGAGGAUUUCUUCCGUACCUCUUGGACAUGCAACACCAUCAGAACUUGCCGCAGCUGAUGCCCGAGGACAAGGCGGCACUGAGAAACCACAAGGAGAAGCUGCUGACUGUAGUCAGCGAGCUUACUGCUGAAAUGCUGCCAACUCCUGUGACUCCGCUCCCGGUCUUCACAGUAAUCUUGACAAGUUGCGACGGCCCCCUGAGCUUCGCUGCGCGAUCGACGGCCGUAUCUGUACGGACUCAGAGUUUCAAUCCCGGAGUGAAGAUGUUGGUGUUUAGCCUUUUACGGGCUUUUAACAUGGAUGGCGAAACUGUGGAUCCGAGUCCGGUGGCACCAGAUGCCGGAGCGGCCUCCACGGGAUUCUUGGGAGGUCUCCAGAGGGUGGUGCAAGCUGUGGAGAGAUCGGUUCCACAACUGGUCGUCCUUCAGUACGGAGGUCCGGCCUCCGUCAGCGAGCCACGCGCAGCAGGGCCACCGUCAGCUUCUUCGAGCGAUAUUCAGGCGGAAGUGAGGAGACAGCUGUCUGAGUACAUGGCGGUGAGAGAUGAGGAAGGUACGCCAGACCCUCUAAGCGUAGUCUUGACUGGUAUGGCACAACUACAGGGCUUAGUGGAUAUGAAUCCCAGCAAUGAAAGUGUUAUGAAGCUUCAUGCGCAGAUGUUGAGUGAACUGGAGGCAGUGAACCACCGGGGCGUUAAAGAAGGGGAUAAGGAUAAGGUAAAGGAUGGUAGCGCGCAGGCCAAGGUGAGAGGUGUUGAUGCGCCGACACCUCCUCCUGUUCGAACUUUUGAUACCCGUGAGGAGAGUGAUAAUAGGCUAGCCAAGGCCCUCGCGCUCUUGGUGCCAGUCACCUUAGCGGGUGACUCCCGUCAGGUCUCUUCAAGUUUAUGCCCGGUUUUGCAAGAGGAUCAGGCGCUGAAAUUGAUAGCAGAGCUUGAAGAUCGGCGGUUGAAAGCGUUUAAUGAUGAUGUGCAGUGCUUGGAAGCCCAGAUAGAGCAGAUUGAGGUCCCCGAAGAUCCCACCACCUUGUUACGCCGAUUUGCAUCGUCGGGCUGUAGAAGGGAUGCCCUUCAAGCAAUCAUCGCUCAGCCAUACCUGGCGACCGUGACUGAAGGAGUCAAGGCUAAGCUUGCUGAGGAUCUGUUGGGAUUGGACGAUUCGUCCGGUGCCAGGAUGUUGAAGGACUCCCAAGGCUCAUGCGUGCUUCAGUUCCAAGAUGUCUUCCUUUGGUCGCUUGCAUCCGCUGUUAGGGGUCAAGGCAUACCUCUGGUGACGGAGAAUCUUGAGCUGAGGGGUGCUCGGGGUCAGGAUUUCAUUCGGUGGUCUGGAAUGAAGGUGGUGGAAUUCAGUCAGGGUGCCCUAGGCUAUAAGUACAUAAGGCCCACAAGGAUUGUGACGAAUCUUGAGUUGGGUUUUCUAUCUGACUUGCCAUGGGUAGGGCUGGACGAAAAGGCCGUCUCAGGCCCUGAGUGGUCUCAUGAAUUCCGAGCAGAACUAGUCAAGGCCCUGAAAGGAAGCCCGUCGGGUCCAACGGUGGACUCGUUAGAUAGCAUCAUUCGUGAGGCCCUUGCUUCAAAGCCAGAGGGUAACAGGACUACGUUGCCUACGGUGGAUGAUGAAGCGUUGAUGCGCAUGUUUUGCGAUGAGAGUGAUGUCGAAGGAGAAGAAGAGGCGCCGACUGAGCGGGAUGUUAAACCAUACGGUGAUGAUGAGCCAGUGAUGGAAGUGAAGGAGGUGACACCGAAGGAUAUGGAAAUGUGGAAACGUCAUGUGGCCAACGGUUCAACGAAAUUGGACCAGGAUAAGUGGGAUGAUCUAGUUGAGCUGGAAUUCCCGUAUAGCGUUACAGCCAUUGUGGGCUGGGAUUUCACGACUGGUGAACCGGUUGGACACCCGCCUCUUAACCUUGAAGAGUCCGAUAUGCAAGAGUUCCUUGAUGAAAGGGGAGUGGGACAUGUAUCCACUCGACUGCUUGCUCUGGGAGUUGAUUGCCCAGCGGAUCUGGUGUACCUCUACAUCGAGGACCUGAUGGAGUUCGGCUUGAGGGAGGAAGAGGCAAGAGCUGUGACUGGGGAGGUUCGGCUUAUGGAUAGGCAGCACCGGAAUUGGCCAAAUGAAGUUGAUGAUGACGGCAAUGAUGUAGAAGAAAUGUUUCAAGACACAGGUUCAAUGGAGUUGCCAUGCCCACAGGUAGCUAUGUCAUCUGCCGGUGUGGAAGAGCCUCGUGUCCUCGAUGGCCAACUGUGUGAUGAUUAUGAGAGUUAUUCCAUGAUGAUGCAACAGAUGUGGGAAGAUGUGAGUGAUCCGGUUGCUCCAUCCACCUCACAUACAGGUGGGAACGUGAGCGCUUCCUCCAAUGAUCCUAUCGAGGGGUUUCCACGCACGUAUCCGACGGAGUUGCCGGACCCACGGGACCUUGAUAGAUACCAGUGUAGGGCACUUCACUUCGAAGGGCCUAGAUCGAAGCACUUGGACGUUGGCAGGACAGCCACUCCAAGUAGCUCGGUUCAGUGCACUUGGCAUCCAGUCGAGUCCCCGCAGAGGACUGACAACGAGAGGGGACGGAUUGAUGUUCCUCUUGAUGAUCCUCUGUCGGCAUUAUCCUUUGCGGGAAGGGUAUGCGGUGCUGUGCACAGUGUCCAGAAAGUGGAUGAAACCAUGUUCACUAAGGAUGUUGAAGGCCUCAUUGCAAAUCUUACCAGUCCUUUAAAGGUUGUUCAUAACGUAUCCCCGGCGGAAGUGAGGGCUCAUUUGGCAGAGUGGAAACCGUCAGCCAUUGCAGAAGUAGAAGCCUUAGAGAACAUGAUGGCAAUUAGACGACUGCGUGGUAAUGCUGCUAUUGAAGCAGCUGCUGUUCCCGGCACACAGCUUCUCCCGGCGAAACCUGUGUUCACUUUGAAACCUGGUACAGGUGAUGCAUGGUUCAAGCGCAAGUGCCGCAUUGUCGGAUGCGGGAACUAUGAGCAGAGGGAUGAUAGUCUCGAGCUUUACGCGAGUGGCGUCCCAGCGGACGUCCUCCGUACGGCGCUUGUGGAGUCUUCCGCCAGUUCUUAUGGUGCUUUCAUCACUGAUAUUAAGAAUGCCUUCUUACUGGCACCAAUCCCGGAAGCUGAGAAGGUGAGAAUUCUUCUGAAACCACCGAGAAUUUUGGUGUUGAUGCAGAUCGUUGAUGAGAAUGAGCUCUGGCUCAUAGACAGAGCAAUGUACGGCUUGAGACAAUCACCGAGAUGGUGGGGAAGCUUCCGAGACGCCACAUUAGCUUCUGCAUCAUGGCAAGGGGACACGGGAUCUACAAGGUUUGUUCAGUCUAAGGUUGAGUCCAACCUGUGGCGUUUGAUGAAUGAUCGUGAUGAGACGGUUGGAUUAGUAAUAGUCUACGUUGAUGAUCUCAUGUUCUUGACAUCAGACAGUGAAGCUGAGAAGGUGCACACUUGGUUGAAGAGUGUGUGGCAGUGUACGCCUCUUCAGAAGGCGGCGCCCCAAAAGCCAAUCACCUUCCUUGGCGUAGAGGUGUAUGUUGAGAAGGACUCUGUUGGCAACGUAGGCUUCAAGCUUGGCCAACAAGGCUACAUCGAAGAACUACUUCGCUGCCAUGAAGUGACCCCAAAGCACCGUUCGCCAUUGUCCAAAGAGAUGGUGAAAGAAUUACCGGAGAAUGAGGACUACACUCCGAGUGAACUACGUGAGGCGCAACGAAUCACAGGAGAGCUAUUAUGGCUGUCCCAGAGAACGCGUGUGGAUAUUGCUUUCAGCGUGUCCCUCAUGGGCACCGUGAUGAGCCAGAGUACGGAAGCAAUGAUUGUAGACCUCAUAGGCAGUGGAACUUCCAGAACUCGCCACUUGAGGGUGAGAUCGGAGUUCAUGAAGGACCAAGUUGACAAACGCGAGCUUGAAAUCGACCAUUGCCCAGGGGAUGUGCAGUUGGCGGUUGCAUUCUUGAGGACCUCAGACCGUGUGGCAAUCCCUCAGGAGUUUCAGCUGAGUCUGUGCAAGAUGAUGAAGCGUUUGAACAUGAGCCCUUGCCGUGAAGUUGGAACGCAAACGGACUUCAAACAGGGUCUCACCUACGAAGAGAUGUGUGAAAUCCAUAUGACCACUAGCCAGGAAAUCGGUGAUUGUGAGAACCCUCCCAAAGGGAUGUUUCUCAAGGAGGAGUGUCGAAUUCCCUUCCCUAGCAUAGUAUCCUUCGGGGGCGUCCGCCGGCCACGAAUUGGGGUGCUGGAAGAGUUUGACCGCCUUCGGGCGAGAGGCCCCAUGCCGGGGCCGUGGACGCGAUUCAGGAAGGACCCAGAUGCCUGGGCUUCCUGGAAUCCCCAACCUGGGGACUACGCUGAGGCACGUGUCUUCGACAUAACUGGUGCCUCUCAGGGGACCAUCGUGGUCCGAAUGGUGGGGUGUGACCCCAAAGGUGCCGCCGGCCAGUGGCUUAGUGUCGCUGUGGUCGCGGUCUCCGACGAGUACCUCCAGUGGUGGCUAGAUGCCGGCCCGGGGUACGUCAACGACCGGGUGUUUUGGAUGCACCUUUGCUCCAAGCCCCAGUCCCGCUGUCGGGCUCGCAAGGACGACCCCGCCUUUGAGUUCCACGUGGACGAGCUCCGCACCUUGGCCCUCGGAGACCUGACAGCGGGAACUCCCGACUUCCUAAAGCACGGACAGGCAGCCGCCGAUCUCCGAUGGGAGUUGGACCGGCUAGCUCCGAAGGAGCGGGAGACAAGAGCUCCCCCUUACGGGGCUGUAGACCCCGGGAGAGCCCCCGCUGGCCUGGGACAGGCCUUGUCCGAGCUUGCCGCGGACCUCGAUGAAGGCCCGGCGAAGCCAAAGGGCAAAAAGAAGCGGAAAGCAGAGGGAGGCCUCUUGGCACUCGCUGAGGCGGAGAGCACCUCACCCCCCGCGCGGGGAGGCGGAGCCGGGGCCCUGGCCAAGAAGAAAAAGAAGAAGAAGAAGGAGAAGGGCCCCGACGCCCAUCUGGAGAAGAAGAGGCGCAACUGGUGCAAAGCGGAAGCACCGGAGAGCAUCUCUUCAAAUACCUCCAGGGAGCAGGACUCCAGUUCCAGCUCACCCUCUGCGGAGGAGGCACGGGGGUCCAAGGACAGGGCCGUGGCCAAGAAGAAAAAGAAAAAGAAGAAGAAGGAGAAGAAGGGCAAGCCCGAUCGGGGCCCCUUCGGAGUCGGCACCAAGAUCCAGUUUGGGGAUCAAGGGGACUCCGACUCCUCUGAGUCGGGUUUUCAAGACUCUCCGACCGUGCAAGACCGACACCUGGCCCUCCUGGAGUACGCCGAGCGCGUGCCGGGGAGGCUGGCGUCGAGGCUUCUGCUGAAAAUGCAGGCGUUGCUAGCGCGCACGGGAGGGGCGGUCAAGAACGUAGCCCGGAGAGGAGACCCAGCACCGGCCGUGGCCGUGUCGUACUUCCUGACGGUCCUCAGCAACGAACACCGCCAGGCGAUGACCGUCCGAGUGGCGAGGGAGCUUCGGACCCUCUGCAAGGUGCUCGACCACCUUGUGGACGGCGAGACCCGUCAGGCGGCCGACGUAGCCGCUCAGCGGAUAAAGGCCCUGGACGUGUUCCUGGCAGAGGGUCAGUGGUUCAGGGCUCAGCACCUCGAGCUCAUCCCCCGCGAGGGCUCCACCCUGGUGGAGACCGACGAGGCCAUGCUGAUGGUGGCCCAGCAGAAGCUGGAGCAGAAGCUGAAAGGGGGAGGAAAAGGGUGGUAUCCUCAGGGAAAGGGGAGCGCCCAAGCCGAGGGCGGUCACCAGACCGCGGAGCCCGACAAGAAGGGAGAGAAAGGGGGGAAAGACCCCGACCAGGAGCCAGAUUGGGGGGGAGACGAUCCUCCCGAUCCGGGCCCAGACCCGGGAGGCAACGAACCAGAAGAUGAGGAGGAGGACUCCGAGGAAGAAGAGAAGGAGGUGGAUGAUGUUGUCUCCGCUGAUCCUCCCUUUGAUCUCCAAGAGGACUACGACGCCCUCGGAGAUACCGAGGACACCUUCGACUGGGUCGCGCCCGAGGCGCGCAAGAGCUGGGGCCACGAAGGGCUCUUGCUCCACGUCCAGAACCUCUUCCGCAAGGGCGUCAAGUGGAGGGAUGUGGCUGACUGGCUGUGCGUCAACUCGCGCAAUUUCCCUACCCGGUGGGGCGCCUUCCACAGCGUUUGUGCCAUCCAGGAGGCGAGCCACCCAGGCGCUCCCACCACUAGGGACGGCCCCAGCGACAUCCUCCCCAUCUCCAUCUCCGCCCUCGAUGCGGAAGGGCUUCUUGAACCGCGUGUGCGCGGGAUGGUCAAGGCCUAUUUCAUGGCCGCCAACUACCUCUUCUGCUGCGGGUGGCACCGGCCUAUCUGCUUGCCGGCCCCCCCGGGAUUGUCCGAACGGCAACGGACCGCGGUCCAGAGCUUGGCUUCUAUGAUGGAGCCCUGUGGGGCCGAUGAAGAGGGCCUUGGGACUUACGAGGAGGCCAGGGACAUCCUGGAGGCGGUGGAUUUCGACUACGAGGGGAAGGAGAUCCACCGCAUCACUGACAUCAACCCCGAGCUGGUGAUCGCCGCUUGGCCAAAGGAAGGCGAGGCGGCCGUGUGUCCCGCGACUCACUUCAUCGAAGGGGACCUUCUUGAAGCCGUCCUCAACCCGAAGAGGCACUGGCGGGAGGCGGCCGAGCAGCCAGCCGUUGCCAGGAAAGGUGCGGUUCACGCCACGGACGAGGCCUGGGCGCAGGUGGUGGAAGGGCACUUCGUCACUAACGGUGCGGGUGCGGUCAAGAAGCUCAAGGAUGGCCGAGAGGUCCAGAGGUUCAUCGCGAACCUCAUCCCGGCCAAUGAGUUUCUCCUGGACCUCCCGGGCGAGCAGCACCUCCUCCCCUAUGUGGCGCAGAUGUCUCUCUUCUGCCUGGAGGAGGACCAGCUCAUAAUGGUGGACUCCGAGGACUUGACCUCGGCCUUCAACCUCUUUACCCUCCCGGAGGGCUGGUCCCGGUACUUUUCCUUCUCCAAGAAGGUGCCGGGACGCUGUCUGGGCUUGUCCCAGGAGUGGGCCAGGCCAGCGUUGCGAGUGGUACCCAUGGGGUGGAGCUCCUCUGUUACCCUGGUCCAGGCCAUCCUUCGAAACCUUGUUUUCAAGAAGGCCUCGAUACCCAGUGCGCUGGAGAUCAACAAGGUGAAGCCCUUCCCGGGCAGCCACGGGGCCAUGCUCUACCUGGACUCCUUUGAUGAAAUCAGGGUGGUGAACGCUGCUCUUUCGGACCUCCUGAGCGGAGAGGAGUCGGAGAACCACAAGCGGUUCAAGGAAGCCUGCCAGCGACACGGGCUCCCGCUCAAUGCCGGGAAGUCCCUGGCUGGGGCGGUCCAGGCAGGGAUCCAGGGGGGCCAUCUGGAUGGAAAGAAGGGAACCCUCUCCUUUGCUCCCGACAAGGCCCGGAAGCUAGUGAAGGCCUCGCUGGCCCUUAUCGCCGAGGGGGCGUGGACAGAGCGUAUGCUUAGGCGCUGGGUGGGCCUCGCCACCUUCGCCGCCGCCUUCCGCCGACCGCUUUUCUCGGUCCUCCAGGAAGUCUUCUACCUGAUAGAAGAAGCGAAGCACGGCCCGGUGGCUUCCAACAAGGCAGUCAUCGAUGAGAUCAUCGCCUUUAUCUGCAUGCUCCCGAAGCCAGGACCGACCUGCGGGCGAGAGUUAGGAGAAGGCUCGUCUGCACAGACGCUUCUCCCUACGGCGGAGGAGCCACCGUGGCCACAGUCCCAACCCAAAGGGUCCGGGGUAUCUCCUAGCGACGUGUCGGUGUCUCCUAGUGACGCUCCCGUCUUCUGGGCUCUCUGGGGCGAGGGCCUGGACCCUGCACCCAAAAUAUGCCACGUACCCUGA